Messenger RNA from Didymodactylos carnosus, 722 nucleotides. NCBI's taxonomy places the organism in Eukaryota, Metazoa, Rotifera, Eurotatoria, Philodinida, Philodinidae. The record is from the annotation of a GenBank genome assembly.
AUGUACUGCAAAGGCCACUACAGUUUGUAUUGGGGCCAGCAUAAGAUUCACACAUUUGAUGCUAAGCAUCACAAUCAUGCCCCAGAAGCAAGCAAACCUGAAGCUUUGAAAGCUUGCAUCCAAAUGAAGGAGCUGGUUCAAAUUAGCAACGAUCAACCUGCACAAAUCAUUAGUAAUGUUAUCGCUACAACAUCGCGUGAAAUACACCCGUGUUUACCACGAAAAGAUUUUUUAAGACAACAAAUCAAAAGAGCAAAACGUGUUUUCGGCGAAGAAGUUGAACCAACAACUUUGGACGAUUUUACAUUACCAGAUGCAUACUGUAUUACACUCAGUGGAAUGUGUUUUGCAAAAGACAUCAGCGAUGGAACUGAAAGAAUUUUGCUUUUCACAACAAGUGAAAAUCUUAAAUGGCUCUAAGAAGCGAAAUUUUGGAUUAUGGAUGGAACAUUUAAAACUGUGCCAACUGUGUUCCGGCAAUUAUACAGCAUCCACGCUCCUGCUGGUGGAAAUGUUAAUUUCCGAAUAAUUUCCUUGGUUUACGCACUGAUGAGUAAGAAAAGUGAAGAAUUAUACCAGAGAUUAUUUCAGGAAGUCAAUGAAUUGGCAGACGAAAAUGAAUUGGAAUUAAAACCAGACUUCGUGUUAACUGAUUUUGAAAAAGGUUCAAUCAACGCAGUAAAAUCAGAGUUUCCAAGUGUUCAAAGCAUCAGGUUUGCUUG